Messenger RNA from Poecilia reticulata (guppy), 1023 nucleotides. RefSeq names its product tescalcin a (gene tesca). NCBI's taxonomy places the organism in Eukaryota, Metazoa, Chordata, Actinopteri, Cyprinodontiformes, Poeciliidae. The record is from RefSeq and is a predicted model, not a curated record. Gene Ontology annotation, molecular function: calcium ion binding.
UUAUGCGGUCGGGGGUUGUCUUUCUGCAUGAGGAAAUGCAUUCCACAAAAUAGAACCAAAUAAUCUCGGUAAUCCUAACUGACAUUAAACAGUAAGCGCUCAGAUUGAGAGAGUAACACUUGUUUGGUGGAUGUUUGCGGAUCUUUAUUAUGCGAAUGCGAUGUAAGAAUUGAUAUUUAAGCUGUAAAUUGUUCAUUUCUUUACGAAAAAUGCUAAAACUCUCCACAUGGAGGCAGCAGAACACACCAGCAAUGUCCUGCCCACUGAAGUAAGAUAAAGCUGCAACAGUGUGUCAAAGUUUCAGCCAGUCCAAGUAGACCGUGCGCCUCGACGCACCGCUCAGACAGAAGGAGAGAUGGGAGCCACGCAAACACACUCCGAGUACCAGUACGAGAACAUGGUGGGGAAAACUGGAUUUUCAACCGAGCAGAUUAAAAACCUGCACAUGCGAUUUCAGCAGCUGAGUGGAAAUGAAAAAACACUGAGAAGAGAACACCUGAAGAACAUACCGGCUCUCGCCAACAACCCCAUCAAAACGGAAAUUAUCGAGGCGUUCUUUGAUAAAAGGAACCAGCUUGAUAACGAGUUGGGAUCAUAUGAGGAAAUCGGCUUUGAGGAGUUCCUCAUGGUCAUGUCCCACUUCCGUCCUCUAAGUAUUAAAACAUCCGCGGAGGAGAAGACGGCAAUGAGAAAACAGAAAGUUCGCUUCCUGUUCAACAUGCACGACACCGACGGUGAUGGCAAAAUUACUCUGGAGGAGUACAGAAAGGCUGUCGAGGAACUUCUUUCGGAAAGCGGGACCAUCGGGCAGGAGGUUGCUAGGGCGAUAGCAGAUGCUGCCAUGCUGGAGGUGGCGAGCACAAAUGUGCCCAACAUGGGCCCGGAUGACUUCUACGAAGGAAUUACAUUUGAACAUUUUGAAGAGAUUCUAAAGGACCUUGAAAUGGAGUCCAGGAUGCAUGUUCGCUUUCUGGAUAUGAACACGGCUAACCUGCGUUGUGGACAAUAAUUGCUGGUCUAAGA